UACAGGAGGGUUGUAGGGGAACACGCAAAGGGUGGGCAGAUGUUCUGUGGCCUUUUCUCCCACAUCCUAGACACACCCAUGAACUGCCCUGGGCGACCAGAAUCCAUGACUAACAACUAACAAUGUGUGUGUGUGUGUGUGUGUGUGUGUGUGUGUGUGUGUGUGUGUGUGUGUGUGUGUGUGUGUGUUAGGGAGGGGGUGUAACUGGCGACCCCGCAGAGCGCUCGAGACGUCCUCUGGUCCAUAUGGAGGAAUUUGCGCUUCACGGAACUCUUCCUUGCGCGUCAGACUGCGCGACUCUCCGGAGGGUUUAGAUAAAAGUAUCUCCCUGUCACAUGAGAGGACGGAGCAGGACCGGGAUCUAAUAUCUAGCGGACCCACAUCCCUGACCUCAGCCCGUGGGCAUGGCUGUGCGGUCAAGGACAGGUUUCUACCGGCAGGAGGUAAACAGAACCGUGUGGGAGGUACCGGAGAGAUACAGGGACCUGAAGCAGGUUGGAACAGGAGCUUAUGGGACUGUGUGUUCAGCAUGGGACCGCAGAUCAAGCUCGCAGGUGGCCAUCAAGAAACUUCACCGGCCCUUCCAGUCCAAGCUUUUUGCCAAACGAGCUUACAGAGAGCUCCGACUCCUCAAACACAUGAAGCAUGAAAAUGUCAUUGGGCUGCUGGAUGUUUUCACUGCUGAAAUCUCACUGGACCGCUUACGUGAUUUCUACCUGGUGAUGCCGUUCAUGGGCACGGACCUGGGCAAGCUGAUGAAGGUGGAGAAAUUAACAGAGGACAGAGUGCAGUUCUUAGUCUACCAGAUGCUCAGAGGACUCAAGUACAUCCACUCUGCAGGAAUCAUCCACAGGGACCUCAAACCAGGAAAUUUAGCCAUCAACCCCGACUGUGAGCUGAAGAUUCUUGAUUUCGGCCUGGCGAGGCAGGCUGACUCAGAAAUGACCGGCUAUGUUGUGACGCGCUGGUACAGGGCGCCCGAGGUUAUCCUCAACUGGAUGCAUUACACACAAACUGUGGAUAUCUGGUCGGCUGGUUGUAUUAUGGCAGAGAUGCUGCUGGGAAAGCCGCUGUUCAAAGGAAAUGAUCACCUCGACCAGCUCAGAGAAAUCAUGAAGAUAACAGGAACCCCGACUGCUGACUUUGUUGUGAAGCUACAGAGCCAAGAUGCCAAAAACUACAUCAGAAGUUUACCAAAAGUGCCAAAGAAAGACUUGCACACUAUUUUCUCCAAAGCUAGCUCAAAUGCAGUGUGUGUCUUGGAAAAGAUGCUGCUUCUUGACCCUGAGCAGAGGGUGAGCGCCUCAGAGGCCCUGGAGCUGCCUAUCUUCAGUGAGUUCAGAGAUACGGACGAAGAGACUGAGGCACAGCCUUAUGACCAGACCAUGGACAACACAGACCUGCCUCUGGACCAGUGGAAACGUCACACUUUCACAGAGAUUCUGACCUUCAGGCCUACAAGGGACUCCAGAGAGACGUCACUUUAACAGCACACACUCACACCUAAACCCUGUACAAAUUAUCCUUCUAUUUUUGAUGACUGUUUUUUUUUUUGUGUAGAAGUAAAUGAUGUUAUUAAUUUUUUUUAAUGUUUUCUAUUCAAUAAAUCUGAUUUUCUCAAUUCUUAA
Messenger RNA from Notolabrus celidotus (New Zealand spotty), 1628 nucleotides. RefSeq names its product mitogen-activated protein kinase 12-like. Lineage: Eukaryota; Metazoa; Chordata; Actinopteri; Labriformes; Labridae. Gene Ontology annotation, molecular function: ATP binding; MAP kinase activity. Bases 405 to 1487 code for a protein of 360 amino acids. The transcript is spliced from 12 exons. The record is from RefSeq and is a predicted model, not a curated record. Gene Ontology annotation, biological process: intracellular signal transduction; protein phosphorylation. Gene Ontology annotation, cellular component: nucleus; cytoplasm.